Molecule: messenger RNA, 2472 nt
Organism: Ipomoea triloba (trilobed morning glory)
Lineage: Eukaryota; Viridiplantae; Streptophyta; Magnoliopsida; Solanales; Convolvulaceae
Product: putative pentatricopeptide repeat-containing protein At5g52630
Exons: 1
Coding region: 88-1920 (610 amino acids)
Biological process (GO): RNA modification
Molecular function (GO): protein binding; zinc ion binding; RNA binding
Source: RefSeq, a predicted model, not a curated record
UUGCCUCCGGCGACAGGCCGCUCGGCCGUCGAACACUGCAUUCAUUCAGCUCAUGCCAACGAAGGAAAUCGCUCUCCGAGACUUCCAAUGAGCCAACCACUUCUCCAAGACUCUCUCGACCCGCCUCCACCAUUUCCUUGCAUACGCUUCUCAAAACCCCACAACCCUCUAAUCGAUCACAGCUUCGAGCAGAACUGCAGAACCACAUGCUCUCUCCUCCUCUCCCAAACCCGCUCGAGGCUCCUUCCUAAAGGCCUGGCCUUGCAUGCGCACAUCAUCAAGUCCGGAAUCAGUGCAGUUCCGCUCGUCUGUCACCACCUCAUUAACUUCUACUCCAAGCUCCAGUGCCCAGUUGAGUCCACGGUCGUCUUUCGCGAAGCGCCGGUGAAGUCACCCACCACGUGGAGCUCCGUUAUCUCUUCGCUGGCCCAGAACGAGGCCCCAUGCUUAGCUCUUCGGUAUUUUCGCGAAAUGAUACGUUUUGGUGUCAGACCUGACGAUCAUACUUUCCCGUGUGCUACGAAAUCUUCCGCCAUGCUUUCGGAUUAUAAUGUCGGGGGAAUGGUGCAUUGCUUUUCUGUGAAGACAGGGUUUGAUUCGGAUGUGUUUGUUGGGAGUUCUCUGGUGGAUAUGUACGCUAAGUGCGGGAAGAUAGAUGUAGCUCGGAAGGUGUUCGAUGAAAUGCCUGAGAGGAAUGUGGUUUCUUGGAGUGGGAUGAUAUGUGGGUAUGCACUGAUAGGCGAGAAUGAUGAGGCUUUGAGGCUUUUCAAGGAAGCGGUAGUGGAAGAUUUGGAUGUCAAUGAUUUCACAUAUUCAAGUGUGAUUAGAGUAUGUGGUAGUUCCACUCUGCUUGAGUUAGGGAAGCAGAUACAUGGGUUGUGCUUGAAAACAAGCUAUGAUUCAUCGAGUUUUGUGGGAAGCUCGUUAAUAUCUUUGUACUCUAAGUGUGGACUUGUAGAAGGUGCUUAUCAAGUUUUUGAUGAGGUGCCGGUCAAGAAUUUGGGUAUGUGGAAUGCAAUGUGUAUAGCCUGUGCUCAACACGGGCACACCAAGAAGGUUUUCGACUUGUUCACACAGAUUGAAAGAGCUGGGCUGAAGCCAAAUUUUAUUACAUUUUUGUGUGUGCUCUAUGCUUGUAGCCAUGCAGGGCUAGUUCAAGAAGGGAAACACUAUUUUGGGUUGAUGAAAGAUUAUGGGAUUGAGCCAGGCGAUCAGCAUUAUGCUUCGUUCGUGGACUGUCUUGGCCGAGCUGGAAAAUUACAAGAGGCUUUAAAAGUUGUUGAAGAAAUGCCCAUGCAACCUACAGAAUCUGUUUGGGGAGCAUUAUUGAUUGGCUGUCGCAUUCAUCGCAACACUGAAUUGGCAGCUUAUGUGGCUGAUAGGGUUUUUGAGUUAGGUCUCGUGAGCCCAGGCCUACAUGUGCUAUUAUCCAAUACUUAUGCGGCUGCUGGUAGAUAUGAAGAUGCAGCCAAAGCUAGGAAGAUGCUGAGGGAACAAGGGGUGAGAAAGGAAACAGGUUUGAGUUGGGUUGAAGAGGGGAAUAGGGUGCACACAUUUGCUACUGGUGAUAGGCGCCAUGCGAAAUAUAAGGAGAUUUACCAAAAGUUGGAAGAAUUAGGGGAUGAAAUGGAGAGAGCUGGUUAUGUUGCAGAUACAAAUUUUGUGUUGCAACAAGUGGGUGACCAAGAGAGGAGCGAGGCGAUCAGGUAUCACAGUGAAAGAAUAGCCAUUGCUUUUGCACUCAUCACAUUUCCACCUGAAAGGCCAAUUAGAGUUAUGAAAAACUUGCGGGUUUGUGGCGAUUGUCACAAUGCUAUAAAGUUUAUGUCCAAGUGCACAGGAAGAAUAAUCAUUGUGAGAGAUAAUAAUCGAUUUCAUCGAUUUGAGAACGGCAAAUGCACGUGUGGCGACUAUUGGUGACUGAAGAAUUAGUACAGAUAAGAUGAUCAAGUUCUUAAAACACAAUGGUAAUCUUAUUUCAACACUGCACACCAAGGAUAUCCUGUACAUUAUGUGUUGCAGAUUAUCAACUCUCAACUCAACCCUGUGCAAAAGGGAAGCUCCUUUUGGAUGAUUUGGUUCAAAUUUUAUUGACAAUUUCUGCUCCUCACUCCUCCCCCAUUUUGAGGAGGCAGGCCACUGGCACAGAAACAAGAAACGAAUACCGUUCUUUCUUUCGGCCCAGUUCCCUUGUUGCCAAAUUGCCAUCUUGAUCUUUGUGGUAUUGGAAAUUCAAUAUAUUAGAGACCUUAUGCAGCAGAUUAAUCUUAUUGAGUACUCUGUUGUGUAAUGGAUAGAAGAAGUUAUACUCUCUGGGAUGCAUGCAUAUAUUACUCCUUAUGUUGCCAAUAUUAUGGUUAUAUUGGCAAAGGAGGAUCUUUAUGACUUUGCUUGGGGGAUUGCAAGAAAGUUUGACUGAAAGAUGCAAGUAAAGCAAUUGAAUUCCACUGUAAAGAGCAGCCCUCAACAAAA